GCUAUUUUACUUAAUUUUAAUCGUGAAUUAAUUAUACCAUAUUUACAACGUGAUGAUAUGGGUAUGUAUCGUUGUGAAGCAUCAAAUACACGUUCAGUUGUAAAUCAAUCUGUAUCAUUACAAAUACAAAUUGAUCCUGUUUUUGUUGUACCACUUGAUGAUCAAGUACUUGAUGUUGGUACAGCAUAUUCAAUAUUUGAAUCAAGACCAAUUAUAAUAGCACGAGAACGUUGA
Messenger RNA from Didymodactylos carnosus, 234 nucleotides. The record is from the annotation of a GenBank genome assembly. NCBI's taxonomy places the organism in Eukaryota, Metazoa, Rotifera, Eurotatoria, Philodinida, Philodinidae.